This is a messenger RNA of Rhododendron vialii, 1957 nucleotides long. RefSeq names its product cytochrome P450 78A3-like. The record is from RefSeq and is a predicted model, not a curated record. Gene Ontology annotation, molecular function: heme binding; iron ion binding; monooxygenase activity. NCBI's taxonomy places the organism in Eukaryota, Viridiplantae, Streptophyta, Magnoliopsida, Ericales, Ericaceae. The transcript is spliced from 2 exons. Bases 91 to 1707 code for a protein of 538 amino acids.
AAAAACCAAACCAAAGCUGGCUUGUGCCUAGUAAGUACAAGUCUAUAAUACAACACGAGUACUGAGCUGCUUACUCAAACUCAAUCCACCAUGACACCUCAAACGGACACCCUCUGGGUUUUCGCUCUAGCUUUCAAAUCCCAACCCUUCACUCCACUCAAUUUCCUAUGCUGCCUCUUUCUAACUGCUUUGUUUUUCCUAGUCUUGUCCUUGAUUUACUGGGCUCACCCCGGUGGUCACGCUUGGGGCAAGCACAGGUUCAGAAAAGGCUUGUUGACCAUGAAGCCUAUGGGCAACCCCAUCCCCGGUCCGAGAGGGGUCCCGGUGAUAGGCAGCAUGUACCUCAUGUCUGGUCUGGCCCACCACCGGCUCGCAGACGCAGCCGAGAAAUGCAACGCCAAGCGCUUGAUGGCUUUCAGCUUAGGGGAAACGAGAGUUAUCGUUGCGUGCAAUCCAGACGUAGCGAAAGAGAUUCUAAACAGCCCGGUUUUCGCUUAUCGUCCGGUCAAGGAGUCGGCUUUUGGCCUCAUGUUCAACAGGUCUAUCGGGUUCUCCCCUUACGGAAUUUACUGGCGUACCCUCCGGCGAAUCGCGGCCACUCACCUAUUCAGUUUGAAGCAAAUCAAAGCCUCCGAGAGCCAAAGGUUUAAUAUUGCUCAACAGAUGGUGAAAAUGUUGGGUGCUGCCGACGCUGGGGUUGUACGCGUCCGCGAUGUACUCAAGCGGGCCUCGCUCGACAACAUGAUGUGCUCGGUCUUCGGGCGGAGUUACGGACUCGGGUCGAAUACUCCGGAAACCGAGGAGCUGAUGAAGUUAGUUGACGAAGGGUAUGACCUCCUGGGAAUACUCAACUGGUCCGACCAUUUGCCUUGGUUGGGUGAUUUUGACCUGCAGAAGGUUCGGGUCAGGUGCUCCGAACUCGUCCCGAAAGUGAACCGGUUCGUGGGCCGAAUCAUAGCAGAGCACCGGGAGAGGCCGGGCCAUGGAAGCGAUUUCGUCGACGUUUUGAUCUCCCUGCAAGGACCCGAUAGACUUUCGGACUCGGACAUGAUUGCUGUUCUUUGGGAGAUGAUAUUUAGAGGAAGUGAUACGGUGGCGGUUCUGAUAGAGUGGAUAUUGGCAAGAAUAGUGCUUCAUCCCAAUGUCCAAUCAAGGGUCCACGAUGAGCUAGACAGAGUCGUCGGCCAAUCACGUGCCAUAUCGGAGAAUGAUAUAACAAACUUGGUCUAUCUACCCGCAGUAAUAAAGGAAGUGUUAAGGUUACACCCUCCAAGCCCGCUGUUAUCUUGGGCGCGCCUGGCAAUAACGGACACAACCGUUGAUGGCCACCACAUCCCUCAGGGGACCACAGCCAUGGCCAACAUAUGGGCCAUCAUGCGGGACCCAAAUGUGUGGUCAGACCCACUUGAAUUUAAGCCAGAGAGGUUCGUCAAUUGCAGUACUACCACGGGGGUUGAGAUGGAGUUCUCGAUUUUGGGAUCAGACCUAAGGCUCGCUCCCUUUGGAUCGGGUAGUCGGGUUUGCCCCGGCAAGGCCAUGGGGAUGACCACCGUCAGCUUUUGGGUGGCCUCGCUUUUGCACGAGUUCGAUUGGUUGCCGUUGGAUGAGACGACUGGUGUUAAUCUAACGGAGGUGCUUAAGUUGUCGUGCGAGAUGGCGGAGCCGCUCACUGUUAAGGUGCGCCCAAGGUGCAUAAGAACUUUAUAAGAAAUUGUUCUUCUGAUCAGUAUUUAGAAGUGCUAGGAAAAUCGAAUAAGUUAGAAAUGACUGUGCUUUAGAAAAACCUUCUAAGUACUCUCCCCCUACUAAAAUGCCCUGUCUAGGCUUCUGUUUAUGCUUUUCUAUCAUAGGUUUUUUCUCCCUCUAAUAAUGUCCUUUUUCAUACUUGGCUUUGAAUGUAUCAUAUUGUGCAGUUGUAUAAACAGGGUGAAUGCAAUUGAAGUUUCGGUUCUCUCUC